AAUUGCCCAACUUUCCCAAAACGAUUUACACUUUGUUGGCCCGCAAUGUGAUUCACUGAUUUCAAAAGUCGUCGAAAGCGCCGUUGCUCUGGCUCAAAUCUCCAUGAAUGGCAGUAAAUGGGACCAUAAUAAUGGACCUCUGAGUUAUCUGACGGCCCCAGCUGUUCCUUUCCCCACACCCACGUGAGAUUCUAUCCCUGUCAAGAAGAUAUGCCACUGCCAUUGUUUACUCUACCAGCAAUCCCACCCACCCAAUUCUCUCCUCUCUCUCUUUUUCAGUAGAGAAGUAGGGGGAAGAAAACGAAAGAUACCCAGAAAAGAAAAAAGAAAUAACAUUGACAUGAGAAUCUGAAUACAAUGCCACCCUCGUCCUACUUCUUUGUUAUCCUUAUCUUCUGCAUCUCAACUGCUGCUUUGGCGGGUGACCCUUAUGUGUUCUUUGAUUGGACUGUCUCCUACAUCACUUCCUCCCCACUUGGAGUUAAACAACGGGUGAUUGGGAUUAAUGAGCAAUUUCCGGGACCAAUUCUCAAUGUCACUACAAAUUGGAAUGUUGUUGUCAAUGUCAAGAAUGACCUUGAUGAACCAUUGCUUCUCACAUGGAAUGGCAUACAACAUAGGAAGAACUCUUGGCAAGAUGGUGUUUCAGGGACCAAUUGUCCAAUUCCUUCUGGUUGGAAUUGGACAUAUCAGUUUCAGGUCAAAGAUCAGAUUGGGAGCUUCUUUUACUUCCCUUCCCUAGGCUUCCAAAGAGCUGCAGGUGGAUAUGGAGGAAUCAUCAUAAACAACAGAGAAGUGAUUGCAUUACCGUUCGGGAUGCCAGAUGGAGAUAUUACAAUCUUCAUUAGUGACUGGUAUACUAAGAGUCACAAGGAACUAAGGGAGGAUGUUGAAAAAGGAAUCGACCUUGGAGUUCCCGACGGUAUCCUUAUAAAUGGACUGGGUCCCUAUCGCUUUGAUGAGGUGGUUGUUCCAGAUGGUAUUGCUUACCAGAUAAUAAAUGUUGAACCAGGAAAAACAUACCGCCUCAGGGUGCACAAUGUUGGUAUUUCAACUAGCUUGAAUUUCAGAAUACAAGAUCAUAACUUAAUUCUUGUGGAGACUGAAGGAUCUUACACAGUUCAGCAGAACUACACAAACAUGGAUAUUCACGUGGGUCAGUCAUACUCAUUCUUGGUCACAAUGGAUCAAAAUGCUAACCAUGACUACUACAUUGUCGCAACUUCUCGGUUUGUCAAUUCAUCUGCUUGGGUUAGAGCUACUGGAGUUGCCAUCUUGCGCUACUCCAAUUCUCUAGGACCUGCUUCAGGUCCUCUUCCUGAUCUUCCUAAUGAAUACGACCCUUAUUUCUCAAUGAAUCAAGCAAGAUCCAUAAGAUGGAACGUAUCUGCUGGUGCUGCUCGUCCAAACCCACAGGGAUCUUUCAGAUAUGGUCAAAUUACUGUCACAGAUGUAUAUGUGAUCCUCAAUAGACCUCCAGAGCUUAUACAUGGGAAGUGGCGUACUACCCUCAAUGGUAUUUCAUACUUACCACCUUCAACACCCCUGAAGCUUGCCCACCAGUUCAACAUUCCAGGGGUGUACAAGUUAGAUUUCCCAAAUAGAUUGAUGAACAGACCUCCCAAAGUUGAUACAUCUCUAAUUAAUGGUACUUUCAAAGGAUUUAUGGAAAUCAUCUUUCAAAACAAUGAUACCACUGUCCAGAGCUACCACAUGGAUGGCUAUGCAUUCUUUGUUGUGGGUAUGGAUUUUGGAGUGUGGGCGGAGAAUAGCAGAGGCACUUAUAACAAAUGGGAUGGCGUUGCUCGCUCCACUAUACAGGUCUUUCCUGGAGCUUGGACAGCCAUUCUAAUUUCUCUUGACAAUGCUGGCAUUUGGAACCUUCGUGCGGAGAAUCUCAACUCAUGGUAUCUGGGACAGGAAGUUUAUGUGAGCGUUUUAAACCCAGAGAAUGACAACACUGAGGUUGCUUUGCCUGAGAAUACCAUAUAUUGUGGCUUGCUUUCAUCCUUACAAAAUGAUCAGGCUCAGAGAGUCAAGUUCUCCGGUGCACCGUCUUUAUCCUAUUCACGCAGAGGAAUAUUGGUCAUAUUAUUGAUAGCUUUAGUUGUAAUUUCCAUCAGGUAAUCAAGUAGUGACUGUAUGAUAAGCAAGCUUUAUGUGUCAAGUAAUUGAAAAAAUAUUUGAUUGGUAGUUUGAGGAAAUAGUGGAAUGCAACAUAUACGGGUUUUGUCUGUUUCCAUGGGAAAAGAAAAUGAGUAUAAGGAGUGUAGAAUAUUCCUCGAUGAAAGCAUGUAACAUUGUAACUGUACCGUGUAUCAUUGUAGUUUAAACACAACGUUUUGUUUAGUAAGUA
This is a messenger RNA of Alnus glutinosa, 2356 nucleotides long. Its product is annotated as monocopper oxidase-like protein SKU5. The transcript has 9 exons. The record is from RefSeq and is a predicted model, not a curated record. Bases 358 to 2127 code for a protein of 589 amino acids. NCBI's taxonomy places the organism in Eukaryota, Viridiplantae, Streptophyta, Magnoliopsida, Fagales, Betulaceae. Gene Ontology annotation, molecular function: copper ion binding; oxidoreductase activity.